Molecule: messenger RNA, 2792 nt
Organism: Closterium sp. NIES-67
Lineage: Eukaryota; Viridiplantae; Streptophyta; Zygnematophyceae; Desmidiales; Closteriaceae
Source: the annotation of a GenBank genome assembly
AGAUUCUAGUUGAAUCCACACUUACAUUGCGGUCCAGAAGGCAGGCGUCAUGGUGUCUGGAGCAGUUAUCGUGGCGCUUUGUGCUGCUAUUGGUAACGGGCUUCAAGGUUGGGACAAUGCCGCGAUGGCAGGUGCGUGAAGCCUUCGUUGUUCUCUGUUGAAACACUCUAGCGUCCGAGAAUGACUUGCUCCUCUGGUUUUCUCAGGGUCACUUCUCUACGUGGUCCCUGAUUUCCAUUUAUCUCCAACUGCGGUCGGAUUGAUUGUGACUGCAUCCUUGCUUGGUUUGUAGUUCUUCCAAGAAAACGCAUUCUUUCCCCGUUGUCCUUAUUCUGACGACGUCAGAAUGCACGCAGGUUCCGUACUCAGUACUCUAGUCGCUGGAAGAUUUGCGGACUUAAUCGGCAGAAAAUCGGUUCUUAUCAUUGCGGCUUUCACGUUUUUUUUAGGCAAGUCGCUACGUUCCGGAUAGUGAUUUGCUUGAAUACAGCACCGAUAUUCACUAAUUUGCUUCGUUUCAGGAGCUGCGAUCAGCGGAUGGUCCCCUAGCGUGGAGCACCUUGUCACAGGAAGAAGCUUAGUGGGACUAAGCAUUGGAUUCUUUGCCACAGUCGCUCCAAUUUUUAUAUCAGAAUGCUCACCGCCAGAAAUUCGUGGCCAGCUGGCCACACUUCCUCAGCUUAUGGGCAUCGGAGCUAUGGUCUUUUCGUACGCAGUGUCGUUUCUCCUAUCCCUGUCGCCACACACGGAUUGGAGACUUAUCCUUGGGAUUGAGUAUGGAAGUUUAGAUCAUUUCUCAUGUCCCUGUGCUCGGAAUUUAUCUGUCCCUGAACCCCUUCACCUGAUUUCAGAUGUGGACCAUCGCUCCUCUACAUUCUGGCACUUUUUCUUGUUCUUCCUGAGUCACCGAGAUGGCUUGUAAGCAAGGGAAGAAUGGCAGAGGCACGGCUCGUUCUGCAGUACCUUCGUGGUUCUCAAGAUGUUUCGGGUAAGGUGAUCCUUCACUAAGUCCUGCUGAUCCGCAUGAAAACUUUUCAUUAGCCUCAUCAUCUGCACGUUCUGUCAGGUGAGCUGGCUGUCUUGGUAGAGGGGCUCGGACUUUCUCGUGACAUUUCUUUGGAGGAAUGGGUCAUCAAGCCCGUGGAUGAAGAGUUCUUAAACAAAAGCCACGAUUCAACUGCACCUGUCAAGUUGAUUGGGCCGGACUCGGGUUGUGAGUGGAUGGCAUGUCCAGCUGCAGCUACAACUGAGACUGAUGAAGCUGCAAUACUUUCACGUUCUUCCAGCAUUUUCGUAUCUGGAAGCCUUCCAGUUGACAACUUAGUUACCCUGAUGGACAACAUUCAACGGGCUAGCGAUAUGGGCAAUGCAGAAAACGAGAAUAUGCAAGCCAAGGCAUGGCCAUCCCAAAAUUCUUCAAGGGAGGAUCAAUUGGCUCAGCCUUCUGAUAUUGAGAACCUGCAAGCUCCACUGCUGGCGUGUGCAUCUGACAAUUCCGCGGAAAUCUCUCGCCAAUCCUCUCUUAUGGAGUCUGUUUUUUCUUCUGUUCCGCCACUGGCCUCGUUGACAUCUCUGGACCUGAACAACAGCUACCAGACAUCCACAGCUACGGCAGGGUCAUUGGGUGGAGGAUGGCAGCUGAUGUGGCAAGUUGAGGCUGCGUCUAAUCAAGUGGAUGGGGGUGAUGAAAAGCUGAACAAUCAGAGUCACGAUGAGAUGAGGAGGGUCUACAUUUUGCAGCAAAGCAUUGGGCAAUCAUUGUCUGACUCUACGCAGCUUCCGAAUGACGAUGAAGGUCCGGCCAUGGUGCAUCCAUCAAAAACAGAGGGUGCGGAAGGAGGAUUCAGCAGCCUUAAGGAGCCUGGUGUCAAGCAAGCUCUUGUUGUAGGAAUUGGUCUUCAAGUGCUCCAACAGGUAUGGAAGAAUGUCACCUAUUAUGUGCAUCAUCGUCGUUUCUUGCUGAUAUGAUCCCCUCCGUUUGCAGGCAUGUGGAAUCAAUGCGGUGCUAUACUACACCCCUACGAUUCUCAUGUCAUCUGGUGCCAGCGUCCUGGAGACUUAUGGUUUGUCAGCAGAAUCUUCAUCCAUGCUGGCAAGUGGUGUCACAGCUUUCCUUAUGCUGCCCUGCGUAUUUGCAGCCAUGCUGCUCAUGGAUUCCUUGGGUCGAAGGUAUGCGUUAUGAUACCCUGAUGUAUGCCCCUUUCGCUCGCUUGAAACAUACUCAGCCGUAACCACGUUAUUGGAAAUGCAGGCAACUUCUUCUAUGCACCACUCCUAUUAUUGGAGCAUCAUUGGCACUUUUGGUCUUUUCGUCGCUUGCUCUUGGUCCAGGAUUGGUGCAAUCAGUCUGCUCGUUAGCAGGGGUCACAAUAUUCUGCUGUGCAUUCGUCAUGGGUCUUGGGCCAAUACCCAAUAUCAUCUGCUCUGAGAUCUUCCCCACUCCUGUUCGCGGCUUGUGCAUUGGUCUGUGUGGUGCUGCUAUGUGGCUGUGUAACAUUGGUGUCAGCCAAGCGUUUCCACUUCUUCAAGCAAGAUUCGGUCUUGCUGGUGUCUUUGCCAUCUUCUGCACAAUGAGCGUAAUCUCGUGGCUCUUCGUAUUUCUCAAGGUUCCAGAGACUAAGGGCUUGCCCUUGGAGGUCAUCUGUGACAUAUUUGCUUUAUCUGCCAAGCAGCAGCAAGCAGCACGUGUUCACGAAGACUAGCUGCCCCAACAUGGCCAUCUGUCGAUCAAAUUAUUAUGUCACUGCACUUUAAUGCAUACGUCUCCUUAUAAUGGAUUUCUUACACUUAUA